Messenger RNA from Hemibagrus wyckioides, 972 nucleotides. NCBI's taxonomy places the organism in Eukaryota, Metazoa, Chordata, Actinopteri, Siluriformes, Bagridae. The record is from the annotation of a RefSeq genome assembly.
AUGAUAUCCCUCCUAAUCAUUUAUCUUAUUAGUCCAUUAGCCUACAUCGUACCAGUACUACUAGCAGUCGCCUUUCUGACAUUAGUCGAACGAAAAGUAUUAGGAUAUAUGCAACUACGUAAAGGUCCAAAUAUCGUCGGCCCAUACGGGCUUUUACAACCAAUUGCAGACGGCGUUAAACUAUUUAUUAAAGAACCAGUACGCCCAUCAACAUCCUCUCCAUUCCUAUUUCUCGCCACCCCUGUCCUAGCCUUAACACUAGCCCUCCUACUAUGAGCACCAAUACCAUUUCCACACCCCUUAAUUGACCUUAACCUGGGUAUACUAUUUAUUUUAUCCAUCUCAAGCCUAGCUGUCUACUCCAUCCUGGGCUCAGGAUGAGCUUCCAAUUCCAAAUAUGCCUUAAUUGGAGCCCUACGAGCAGUCGCUCAAACCGUUUCAUACGAAGUCAGUUUAGGACUAAUUCUACUUUCCGUUAUCGUUUUCACCGGAGGCUUCACCCUCCAAAUAUUUAACACAACCCAAGAAACAAUAUGACUACUCAUCCCAGCCUGACCACUAGCCACUAUAUGAUAUAUUUCUACCCUAGCAGAAACAAAUCGGGCCCCAUUCGACUUAACAGAAGGAGAAUCAGAAUUAGUUUCAGGAUUUAAUGUAGAAUACGCCGGAGGACCCUUCGCCCUGUUCUUCCUGGCCGAAUACGCCAACAUCCUAUUAAUAAAUACACUAUCCACCAUUUUAUUUCUCGGCGCAGCCCACAAUAUAUUCCCCGAACUAAUCUCAAUUAAUAUUAUAACAAAAGCCGCACUACUGUCUAUAUUAUUUUUAUGAGUACGUGCAUCAUACCCACGAUUCCGAUAUGAUCAACUAAUACACCUUGUAUGAAAAAACUUCCUACCACUAACCUUAGCCCUUAUCCUAUGACACGUCGCACUACCAAUCGCAUUUGCAGGGCUUCCCCCGCAACUAUAA